AUGGUGGAAGGCGAGAGGGAAAAGAAGAAGAAGAAGAAGAAAAGGGAGCCUCAGCCUCAGCCAUUAGAAGAAGAAGAUAACGAGCCUAAGCAUAAGAAGAAGAAAACAAGGGAGGGUUUCUAUGUCAAUUUCUCCAGAAGUGAAACCCAAACCCAUGAAGAAGAAGAAGAAGCAAAUAAAAAGGGUAAGAGCGAGAGAAAGAAUAAGAGAAGACGAAAAGUCAAUGCCAUACGCGUUGGCGAGCGGCUGGUUUCUCCUUAUUUUCACAAUCAAGGAGGAGGAGGAGGAGUAGAUGGAGAAAAAGAGAAAAAGAAGAAGAAGAAGAAAAAGGAACAAGAAGGCAACUACAAUGUGGAUUUAGAUGAGGCCAAUGCCAAUGCCAACGCCAACCAUAAAAGAAGAAGAAGAAGAAGAAAAGUUCCGAAAUGCGAUGAUGGCCAACGGGUGGUUUCACCCUAUUUUCAGAAUCGAGGAGGAGAUGGAGAAAAGGGUAAGAUAUUCCCAACCUCUGCCACCAAUUCAGGCAUUAUUGUUAAUGUAGUAGCUCAAACUGAAAAGGCUUCUUAUGAAAACAAACCCAAGACAAAGAAGAAAAAGGAAAAACUAAAUUGCAAUAAUCAAGGGGGAGAUGGAAAAAAGGGUAAGAUGUUUGCGACCUACCUUAAUGUAGUAGCUGAAAUUGAAAAGGUUUCUGGAGAAAAUAAAACCAAGGAAAAGGAACAAGUAAAUUUCAAUGACGUUUGUGAUGGUAUUAGCAUAAAGAAGAAGAGGAGAAGGGUAACACGACAUGAUGAGGAUGACAGUAGUUGCAGAAAUGCUCUGGAGCCCGAGCCCAAGCCCGAGGAGAUUACAGACUUCCUGCCAACCUCUCCGGAAGCCAUUCACAAAGAUGAAAGUAUAGAACCUGCAGGUGUUGCCAAUGAGGAUGCAACUUCAGUGGAGGUAUCCGGUGCUAAUGGCAUCGGAAAGAAGAAAAGGGGAAACCGUGAAACAAGCACUAUGAUGAAUGUAGUAAAUGAGAAAGAAAGGGAUGUGGAAGAGAAGUUUGAGAUGAAUCCCCAAAUAAAGGCUAAUAAAAGUAAUAAUGGGAUUUUGAAACUUGAGGAUGUACUUGCACAAUUUGCAUACGAGGGUGGUGCUAGCGUGAACAACAUACAGAUUGACAAACAGAAGAAGAUGGGCGCACCGUUGCAAACUUAUAAUCAAAUUAGUGGUGUGAAGAAACAAGAAGUGGAAGAAGAGAAGGAGGAGAAAAAAUAUCAGAAGGAAAGUGAAACAGCACCUCAUUUCCCAUUGAAUAAUAUUAUCAAUUCUUCCAUUGUAGUAAGUGAGAGUGCCAGGAACUCAACUGAGGAGCAUGCCACUGUGCCAAGCACCUGCAGAACCUUCAAAGAAGAAAAAGUGUGUCAGAAUAGUGCAGAAAAUGGAAAGGUUUCUUCCAAGAGGAGGAAAAAUGAAAAUCACCAAAGAAUAGCACGUGUGGAAGUCCGAAAGGUUUCCCCUUACUUCCAAACAUCAGGAGUGCAAGAAUUGUUGGUAAAUGGGGCUGAUGAUACAAAAGCUAAGCCGCCUAAACGCUGUUCAAAAACUUGUUCCAAGUCUGUUAAGGUCUCUUCCUACUUUCAGAAAGAAUCCAAAGAAGAAGAUAAUGUGGAUGGCCACUUGUUGGAAAGUAAAAAAAGGCGUAAGAGAUCUCCGGAAAUUAAGACUGCUCUUUCCGCUUCCCAGAAGAAAGAUGAAGCAUACCGAAGAAGAACUCCAGAUAACACAUGGAUUCCUCCUCGCUCAGAAUAUGGUCUCAUGCAAGAGGAUCAUUUCCAUGAUCCUUGGAGAGUUUUGGUGAUUUGCAUGCUCCUUAAUCGGACAACGGGAUUGCAGGCAAGAAGAGUUAUAUCAGAUCUCUUCACUUUGUGUCCCAAUGCAAAGGCUGCUACUGAGGCUGCCACAGAGGAUAUAGAAAAGGUUAUAAAAAGUCUUGGUCUACAAAAGAAGAGGGCAGCGAUGAUACAGCGUUUGUCUCAGGAGUAUUUGGAGGAAAGCUGGAGCUAUGUAACUGAGUUGCAUGGUGUUGGCAAGUAUGCAGCUGAUGCAUAUGCAAUAUUUUGCACUGGAAAAUGGGAACGAGUGAAGCCUACAGACCACAUGCUAAAUUAUUACUGGGAAUUUCUCGGCAGAAUUGUUCCUCCAGUGUAA
Molecule: messenger RNA, 2193 nt
Organism: Prunus armeniaca (apricot)
Lineage: Eukaryota; Viridiplantae; Streptophyta; Magnoliopsida; Rosales; Rosaceae
Source: the annotation of a GenBank genome assembly